Hypanus sabinus (Atlantic stingray) is the source of this 3146-nucleotide messenger RNA. Its product is annotated as general transcription factor II-I repeat domain-containing protein 2-like. The coding region runs from base 389 to 1171 and encodes 260 amino acids. The record is from RefSeq and is a predicted model, not a curated record. The transcript is spliced from 3 exons. NCBI's taxonomy places the organism in Eukaryota, Metazoa, Chordata, Chondrichthyes, Myliobatiformes, Dasyatidae.
AAUCAGCAUUCGCGUUGCCUACCCCGCCCACUCCAGGAUUCGCCCCGCCCCCCUCACGCCGAACGGCCGUCUGUCACAUGACGCACUGGCGCUCCGCCUUGCCGAUUGGCCGGGGGAAACGCGCUCGCCACCAAUCCCGGCUCAGCAGCCGCUGUGACAGGAGGCGGAGGGAGAAUGGGCGCCGUCUCUGCGGCGAGACAAACGGCGGCGGCCCGGUGGGUGGCUGACAUCUGAGGGGGAGAGUUACCUCCCUCCGCCGCCGAGCCCCGCCUUCCCCCGCAGUCGCCUCAUUCUUCACCGACACAGGGCCAGAGACUGUCUUACGCUGCCGACUGAACCUGAGGGUUACAGAAGAUUGAGAGGAGAUUUGAUAGAGGUAUACAAAAUUAUGAGGAGUAUAGAUAAGUUUACUGACACCGCUACAACGUGUUUUUAUCGCUGGCUGUCCAGACGGAAGGUGCUGAAACGCUUUGUCGCGUGUCUGGAAGAAGUGAAAACUUUCCUGGGCAGCAAAGGGCUCACCUUUCCUGAGCUGGAACAGCCAGAGUGGCUGGAAAAGCUACACUUCAUGGUAGACAUGACAGCGCACCUGAACACGCUGAACACAGCUCUUCAGGGGAAAGGACGUACAGCCCUGCACAUGUUGGAGGAUGUUUUGGCAUUCGAGCGCAAGUUGACAGUGCUUGCCAGAGAUUUACAGAAAGGCACUUUGUCUCACUUCCCCAAUUUGAGAGAGUUCAAACAAGGUCACGACAUGAUAAUUUCGGAGUAUUUACAUUCUGCAAUCAUCGCAAUGCAAACAUCGUUUGGGAAACGCUUCUGUGAGUUCAGAGAGGAAAAAAACACAUUAUCCUUCCCGGUCACUCCCUUAAGCAUCGAUCCUUCCCUACUGAAUACGACUGCAUUGGCAGGUGUGAGUCAACCUGAUCUUGAGAUGGAACUGGCCGACAUAGCCGACAAAGACAUAUGGGUGUCCAAGUUUAGACGCUUGACAGCAGACCUUGAAGAUGUUGCCCGUCAGAAGGCCGUUCUUGCUCAGAAACACAAAUGGAGUGAUAUUGAAAACCUCACAGAUGACAGCUUGCGAUCCUGUGUAAAGAUGAAGGUGACAUCAUACAGCCCUGAUGUGCAGACGCUGUGCGCUGAGGUCCAGGAGCAGAAAUCCCAUUAACCAAGUAUGAUAAAUAUUUUAAUUGCCUAUUAUUUUACUUAUAUUCAUAUUUUUUCAUUGUUCAGUGAAAUAGUCCUUUUAUUUUUCAGGCUGACAGCUGGCUGAUGUUAUUUUUGGUUUGCUGCUGGCGGAAAAUUUAAGUUCGGCGUUUUUCAUAAAUACAAGAAGGACUCAAAUAGACAUUGAAUAUUUUACUUAAAAGUAACUUUCAACCCAACGUCUUUUUUUCGGAGUUCAAAAUGUUUUUGUUGCAUGCAGAAAUGUAAUUUCGUUUUCUCUGCAGGAGUUCAUCAAUUUCAUAAAUGCAACACAUUAUAGUUUGUUUAUACAUAGCAUAAAGGCAAAAAAAACGUUGUAUGCAGUGUUAUUUCAUUUUAAAUGUCAAACGGGUUUUGCGGCUCCCAGUGUUUUCUUUUCUGUGGGAAACGGGUCCAAGUGGCUCUUUCAGUGGUAAAGGUUGCUGACCCCUGGCCUAGUCCAUUAAGAGCUUGAGGAAAUUCAGCAUGUUGUCAAAGAGCCUGACAAAUUUCUACAGAUGAGCAUUGGAAAGCAUUAUCGUCUGGUAUGGAGAAUCCAGUGACCAGGUCUGCCCGAAGCCGCAGAAAGCUUGUAGACUUAGCCAGCUCCAUCAUAGACACAAACCUCCCUACCUUCCAGCACAACUUGAAGAGGUGGUACCUCAAGAAGACAGCAUCCAUCACUGAGGACCCUCACCAUCUGGGGCAGGCCAGCUUCUCAUCACUACAAUCAGGGAGGAGGUACAGGAAGACCCACACCUCGAGAUUCAUCAAUAGCCUCUUCCCCACUGCCACCUGGACAGCCCUAACCUCGGACCGUCACAGGCAGGCAGGGUGGGGAAUGAGGCAUUGGGCACGCUGGCAUGGAGCCAGGAGGUUACAUUGCACAAGACGUUACUGAGGCCACACUUGGAGUACCGUGUUCAGCUUUAGUCAAACUGAUAAUGGAAAUGCUUGCUUCAGGUGGCAGGCGUACAGAUGAGAUAUACAAGAAAUUUGCCAGGGCUAGAGGGUUUGAGUGAUGGGGCAAGACUGUCAAGGCGAGGACUUCAUUCCUUUGAGGGGUGAACUCAUAGAAGUGUUGUGAGGGGUGUAGAAAAUUUGCAGGUCAAAUUUGUGGUGAGGGAGCAAAUGCAAUGUUCGAGAGGGCAAGGAGGUAAUGUUGAGACUUUAUAAAGCCCUGGUGAGGCCCUGCUUGGAGUAUUGGGAGCAGCGUUGGGCCCCUUAUCCUUAGAAAGGAUGUGCUGAAACGAUUCCAGGAUUGAACAGCUUGUCACGUGAAGAGCGUCUGAUGCCCCUGGGCCCUGUACUCACUGCAAUUCAGAAGAACGAGGGGUGACCUAAUAGAAAUCUGUUGAAUGGCGAAUGUGGCGAGUCCAAGACCAGUGGACAGCCUCAGAAUAGAGGGGCGUCCUUUUAGAAUGGAGGCGAGGUGGAAUUUCUUUAGCCAUAGAGUGAUGAAUCUGUGGAAUUCAUUGCCGCAGGCAGCUGUAGAGGCCCAGGCUUUAUGGAUAUUUAAGGAAGAGGCUGAUAGAUUCUUGUUUGGACGGGGCAAGAAGGGAUAUGGGAUGAAGGCCGGAGAUUGGGGCUGAGAGGGAGAGUGGAUCAGCCAUGAUAAAAUGGUGGAACAGACUCGAUGGGCCAAAUGGCCUCAUUCUACUCCUAGUUCUUAAGGGGUCUAGAUCUCUGGGGGCUUGUCCUCAGAGUGGGGGAUUCCACACCAAGGGGUCAGAGUUUUAGGGAAAGAUUUGAAAGGGACCCAAGGGGCAAUUUCUUCCACGCUGGGGUUGCUGGGGGUAUGGAACGAGCUGCCAGAGAAAGGGGUUGAGGCAGGUGUAAUAUUAUUUGGACAGAAGGGCAGAAUUUUUUUGGGAGGUGCAAUGUAGGGAAUUGGGACUAGCAGGGUGGGGACUGUGAUUGGCUCCAAGGCCUAUCCAGACAAGGACCGGCUCAGCAGA